This is a messenger RNA of Zea mays, 1546 nucleotides long. RefSeq names its product serine/threonine-protein kinase NAK. The record is from RefSeq and is marked provisional. Gene Ontology annotation, molecular function: ATP binding; protein kinase activity. Lineage: Eukaryota; Viridiplantae; Streptophyta; Magnoliopsida; Poales; Poaceae. Gene Ontology annotation, biological process: protein phosphorylation.
GUCUCCUGGCGCGGCUGUAGCCUGUAGGGAACGGCGGGUGCGGGUGACAUGAGCUGCUUGGGCUGGUUCAAGCGGAGGUCGAGGAGCGGAGGAUCGGCGGCGAAGCGAGGAGCGUCGGCGCCGGUGUCGGCGUCGGGCCCCGCGACCACAACGACGACCACGACGACGGCCACGACAGCGUCGGCGGUGAGCACGAGCCGGUCGGACGACUCGGGCGCGGCGCGGCCGGCGAGCAAGUCGGCGGGGUCGGCCGGCUCGUCGUCGCAGUCGCACCGGAGCAUCUCCUCGCUGUACGAGGAGCGGGGCCACGGCCAGCUGCGGGUGUUCGGCUACGAGGAGCUCCAGGGCGCCACGGCCGACUUCAGCCGCGCGCAGAAGCUCGGCGAGGGCGGCUUCGGCAGCGUCUACAAGGGCUUCAUCCGCGGCGCCGACGGCAAGGGGGACCGCGUCCCCGUCGCCGUCAAGAAGCUCAACCAGCGCGGUAUGCAGGGACAUAAGCAAUGGUUGGCGGAAGUACAGUUUCUUGGUGUUCUGGAGCACCCAAAUCUCGUAAAGCUACUUGGAUAUUGCGCUGUUGAUAGCGAACGAGGGGCACAAAGAUUGCUAGUCUACGAGUUUAUGCCCAAUAAGAGCCUGGAAGACCACUUGUUCAGGCGAGCUAAUCCUCCUAUAUCAUGGAACACAAGGCUUCAGGUUAUCUUGGGGGCCGCAGAAGGAUUGGCUUACCUGCAUGAAGGGGUGGAAGUUCAGGUAAUCUACCGGGACUUCAAAACGUCCAACGUUCUAUUGGACAAGGACUUCAGAGCAAAGCUAUCAGACUUCGGCCUAGCCAGGGAGGGGCCAACUGGAGCAAACACUCACGUCUCGACUGCGGUCGUCGGGACGCACGGGUACGCUGCGCCGGAGUACAUGGACACGGGGCACCUGACGGCGAAGAGCGACGUGUGGAGCUUCGGCGUGGUGCUCUACGAGAUCCUGACGGGACGGCGGUCGCUGGACCGGAACAGACCGGCGGCGGAGCAGAAGCUGCUGGAGUGGGUGGCCCAGUUCCCGCCGGACAGCCGCAACUUCCGGAUGAUCAUGGACCCCAGGCUCCGCGGCGAGUACUCGGCGAAGGCCGCCCGGGAGAUCGCCAAGCUGGCCGACAGCUGCCUGCUCAAGAACGCCAAGGAGCGGCCCACCAUGAGCGAGGUGGUCGAGGUCCUCAGGCGGGCCGUGCAGGCGCACGCCGAGCCUGACGGCCGGACUCCCGGCCCCGGCGCCAGGGGGAAGAAAGCCGCCGCCGCCGCCGCCGCCGCCGCGCCGUCCAGGCGGUGAUGGCUACAUGUCGUCACCGGUAAAGGCGCGCUGUUGCCUUAUUUCUGAGACCAUUGUUUGGUCAGUCCUAGCCGUGACUCGGUGAGUUGUGAUUGUGACAGCACAAAAGGAAUGUUUAUGCUUGGGUACAUUCUUGGACACAUUGCUUAGACGACUUGUGUACAUAUAGAUGAGUUGGCGGAUUGAACUUUGUUAGCUUUCGAAAGUGAGCAUUUUGAAAGAAAAAAAA